GUGUCACUGUCAUUUUUGAAGCGAUAUUUUUCAAGUGAUCUGUGAUUUAAAAAAAUACCUAAACGACCUAACCUAAAAAUAAAAUCGUGAUAAUAAAAAUAUGGUUUAAGUGUUUGUAUUAUCAAGUUUUAUCAAAAAUCGUGAACGUGAACUCGUGAUUUAAAUUAGUGUUUCGUGAAUGUUUAUAAAACAAGGAGGACAUGAAAUCAAAAUCGUUUGAAUUGCCGAAAAGUUCGGCCGAAAAGGUGAAACAGAAAACAUACGACUUUGUGAACUUUUAUAAAUCUGAUUCUGAAGUUAAACUGAUCGAUAAACGCAAAUCUGACGAGGGAAGUAGCAAUGAGAAUGUGAUUUCAAAUAAAUUGCACACACCGAAGCGUGCAGCAUACAAAAAAAAUAAAAAGCCCCAAAACAAUAGUGUGAAUAUUUCUAAAAUAAACAUAGACGGUGAUAGUUUAGCAUGUGACGCUGAAAGCACUGUAUUAGACAAUUCUAAGGUAACAUCAACACCUAAAAUAGUAAACAAAGAUGUAAAAUCUAUAAUAAAAAAUAAAUCACUUUUAGAAAAUUCAAUGGAAGUCCCUGACGAAAGUGUAUCUCAUAAACCCAAAAAAAGGAAUAAGUCGGUCAGUUUCAUGUUAGAUGACUCUGAAGGAGUUGUCAUUAAGAGGACAAAAUCUGAGGAAAUUGUUAGUAAACCAGACAAAAUCAGCAAAAGAAAAAAGUCUAAAAGUUCUAAAAAGAAAGGACAAGAUGAAAAAGAAAAUGUAGAGAGCACAAGUAACACAGUCAUUGAUUUUGUCCCUACUAGUGAUAUAUCAAUGUCAAAUGUUAAUAUCAAUAACAAUAUUGAAAGCACUUCUAAUGCUAAUGAAACUAAAGAAAAACGAGAGAAGAAAAAACAAAAGAAGUUCAAAAAAGCUAAACCAGAUACAGUGGAAGGUGAAGAACCUGUUCAUCUAAAAAGUGAGGGCGAAGAAUCUAAAAUGAAAAAGAUUAAGAAGAAAAAACGUCACAUUACACCAGCUGUAUCUGACACAGAUGUCACAGAAGCAGAAGGUGAACCAGCUCAAAAGUCUUCCAAAAAGGAUGUAAAACCAGAUAAAAUAGUACAUGAUUUAGAAAAUUUAAAUAUUGGUGACAGUCCACAUACACUCACUAAUCUUUUAGAUGAGAUGACAGUUGUUGAUAAAAACAAAAAAAAGAAACAAAAAGAUAAAGGAAAGAAACAAAAGAAAGAUAAACCAACAAGCACAACCAGCACAAAUAAUGACGGUGAUAGUAUACAGAAAAAGAAAGGCAAGGAUAAAAAACGAAAGACAAAUAACUCAGUUGAUACAAAUAUAGAAGCUGAAGAUACAGAAGAGAAAGAGAAAGUGAAAUGGGUAAAACGAAAGUGGAACAAGGACAAAAAGGGUGAAGCGAACCUUGAUAGACAUUUGACGUCAGUUAUUAUUGAAAAUUUGCCCCUUAAGACCAUUUUCACAUACAAAAAGCUCUUGGCGGAUCAUUUUGAAAAAUUUGGACUUAUAAAACAGGUUGGAAUUGCUGAAAUGUAUCCAAUGGAAGACCCCAAGCCUGUGUUCUCCACUACCAUUAACUUCUACAGCGAAGACAGUGCAGAAAAGGCGUUAGAAGACGACAACACACUAUUUGAAGGCGCUCGCAUCCGUGUGAAGCGCCCGCUCGCGCCCACGCUCACGACGGUGGUGGUGCGCACGUACGCCGAGCUCACCGAGCAGGCGCUCAGCUCGGUGUUCAGCGCCGCCGGCCGCAUCCGCAGCAUCAGGCUGCUGAUCAAGGGGAGGAAGUCUGGAGCUACUGCAUUCAUAGAGUUCGACGGGCCGAAAUCGGUAGUACGCGCCAUACAAAUGGCGGAGGACGCUAAAAUUGGCGGGAAAAAGAUCCACGCCGCCAAGUUUGAACUGAGAGCCUCCAAUAAGAAACAGUACAAAACUGACGAGCACAAUGAAAACACUGACGAUUCUAAUUAAUAAUGUAUUGUUUUAAUUUUAACAAGUCUAGUGUGCAUCAUAGAUAUCUUUUCUAAGGUCUAAAUCGAAAUUAAUUUCAAGUAGAGUGUGAUACAGGAGAGAGAGUACCUUUUGCCAUUAUAAAAUUUAUUUUUACUGCACUGGGUUUGUUCAUAAUAAUCAAUGUAUGGUUAUUGAUACCAUAACCAUAAAACCUUUGUUCUUUGUAAAUUGAUAGUGAAAAAAAAAUUGGACAAUGUUGUGAUUAAAGUAAAAUUAUAAAAAAGGUAUAUGCAUGAUCAUUAACACAAUUUAAUUUUAGUGGUAAAAAUUAAAAAAUACCUACUUUGAAAUUUUUAUUACUGCACCUUUCAUCACAUUAUCACACUAAUAUUAUAAAGGCGAAAGUUUGUGUGAAAGUGUGUAUGUUUGUUACUCCUUUACGCUGCGGCUACUGAAGCGAUUUGGCUGAAAUUCGGAAUGGAAAUAGAUUCUGCUCUGGAUUAACACAGACUACUUUUUAUCCCGGAAAAAUCCAUGGUUCCCGCGGGAUUUGUGAAAAACUGAAUUCCACGCGGACGAAGUCGCGGGCGUCCGCUAGUGUUAAAUUAUAAUCAUAUCUACUGCAGAUUGCCUAUUCAAUAAAAAAAUGAAAUGUCUGUCUUUCUAUAUUUUUAUUGUUAUUGAUUAAUAUUGUUGUGGACUGUCAAUCUAAACAGUUGUUAUCCCGGUUUGGGUUAUUAUAAUUUUUUUGUUUUUUAAUGUACGUAUGAGGUAUAAAACUAGUAUAUUACCUUUCGAAUGCACUAGCAAAUAUAUCAACUAGUUACCAUCAGAUAAGAUAAAAGUUAACUGGAAAUAUCAAUCGAAAAACUAAUUGUCAGUUUAGGCCUAGAGUAAUGUUAUGUUGUAAAUUUCCACUAACACAUAUUUUUUUUUAUAAUACUAAGAGAGUAAAGUAGCAUGGUGCUCUUCAUAAUGGUCAUAUAUUUGUAUCUUAAUUCGUAGAAAUGGGUUCUUAUUACAUUCUCAAAAUAGUUUUAUACAUUAUACUAGCAUAUUAUCAAUGUAUAGUACAAAAUACUGUUAUUAAUUACUAUAUGAGAUCAGGAAUUGAACUGUUUUAGCAUUUUUACUGUACAGGUUGAUUGUAAGUUGUUAUACCUGGUAUAAGUUGAUUUUAAAAUAUUGUUUAAUUGCAGUGAUGUGAUGAUUGCUUGUGCUUUAUAAGUAAAAUUUUAUUAAGACAAUAAAAAA
This is a messenger RNA of Bicyclus anynana (squinting bush brown), 3230 nucleotides long. RefSeq lists its product as uncharacterized. Gene Ontology annotation, molecular function: RNA binding. Lineage: Eukaryota; Metazoa; Arthropoda; Insecta; Lepidoptera; Nymphalidae. The coding region runs from base 201 to 1994 and encodes 597 amino acids. The transcript is spliced from 5 exons. The record is from RefSeq and is a predicted model, not a curated record.